AUGGAGGCAUCGCUCAGGGCCCUCGCACUAGAGGAGUUGGCGCUGCAUCCAUUCCCUGGUAUUUCAUUCGAUCGCCUCUGCACAAUUCUACAGCAAGAAAAUGAAUACGAAUUAGACGUCUUCUUAAGGGCUGUCCUCUGGAGGUCUCUUUACCGCUGCCCUGACGUUUACUUCACGUCCGUCUCCUCGUGCAGCAGCAGCAACCAGCAGCAGAGACACCCUGUUCCUGCUGCUGCUAGCUUAGAGGCAGCCGCCAGCCCACCAGCAGCAGAAGCAGCAGCAAAAUGCAGCAAACGACAGCUCCUAGCUUGGCGAGACCCUGCAGUCCCUCCAGACCUUCCGGUGGCGGCUGCUGCAGCAGGAGACAGGGUUGGACGGGGAACGUGUGCUGCUGCUGGUGCAGGAACAACAGCAACAGCAGCAGCAGCAGCAGCAGAUGCAUGCAUAGAGCAGCAGCGACAGUGGCUACUGACGACUUCUCCAGGUCUCCCUGUGUUGCUGCUGACAGAGGUGGAUGCUGCUGCAGAUAAAAAUGAUAUAAAACGCAGAGCUACUGAAGUCCCUUUUCAAAUUCUUCGCAACAUCGCAGCCCACAAGGAAAACGGCCAAUGGCAAUACUGCCUGGCUCAGGAGCUUCACCUCGACCCCAAGAGCGUCUUCCAUCACUUAAAGCCUCUCUAUCGCGAUGAACUCAUCUGCCACAUGCAGCUAGCCAUACCCCCCACCCACAAGUUAGGGCGGGGGGCCCCACACGCUCGCUCCAAGGGGGCCCCUGACCUGGCGCAGGGCGCAGAGGCCUCGGGGGCCUCCGCAGAUCAGGGGGACCCCCUAGGGGGGCACUCAGGGGGGCCCACAGGGACCACCAUCUCCCGGGGAUCUGUCAGGACAAAUCUCACUGUCUCGGCGCUGCUAUGGAGCAGCGCCUUCUUCUCCCCUUUGAGGCUGCCCGCGCAGCUGCGGGGGCUGGUAGCCCUGCAGCAUUUGUUGCCUCUGCAGCAGCAGGCGCUGCGUCUGCUGCACAACGCACCCAAUAAUAUCUUGUUAGAAGAAGAAGCCCCGUAUCUGCGCUUCAGUGAUAAACAGCUGAGGCGUUUGUUCUAUCGACUGAGGGAGUCGCUGGAAAGGGGAGGGCAGGUGCAGCGCGUGAGAGCCUUUUGUAGACAGACAGCUCGCUUUGAGCCCUGUCUGCUGCUGUCAGCAGCAGCAGCACCGCCGUCGUCUGCUGCAGCUGCUGCAGCAGCACCUUCUGCUGCUCCCGCAGUCCAGCUGCAGGAGUACCGGGGACAGACGGGAGGGAGCAGUCUGAUUGCGCAAGUGAAAGUAGAAGAAGGGACAGUAGAGAGAGCAGCACGGGCUGCUGAUCUCCGCAGAGAAGCUUCUGGCCCCGCGGCGGUUGUAGCAGAAGAUGCCGAUGGAGAAGACCACCCUUCUGCUCCUGUGGAUUUAGAGGGAGUUUCUCUCGCUUCAUUGGCGUCUUUGCUAUUGGUAGCGGCGGGUUCAGAGGGCCUCACUACUGUGGGCCUCUCUCGUUUGUUGGGUCUCGAUAUUAAGCGGAGUGGCAAGGCCCUGGCGGAGUUUUCAAGACGGAAUUUGGUGUCACGAGUAGCAGAGAGAAGAGGCAAAUGCUUCCUUUACCGGUAUAUCAGCAAAGGGCUUCCUCGCCUGCAGGCGUUGCUUGCAGAGGCACCAACAGAAGAUCUUCUACCGAGUAGAGCGGAGACGGAACGCGCUGCUGUCCAAGGAGGGGACCCUGCUGCUUCUGCUGCUGCUGUUGCUGCUGCUGCAGCACGCAGUGGGGGAGACGACGAGGGGAUAUCCGGUGCUGCUUCGGCCUCUGCCGCACCGGUAACUCCUCAAGGUACUGCUACUGCUUAUGCUGCUGCAGAGGAGGGGGAGCAGCCUGCUGCAGCCGCUGCAGUUCUUGCUGCUACUGCUGCUGCUGCUGCUGCUGCUGCUUCUCCUGAGCAAACGCCUCAGGAGUGCACUGAAGAUCUUGUGCCUGGGGCGUCUCAACGCCGCCACAGCGGGAGAGGUGAAGCAGCAGCUCAUAGUACCUUAGUGAAUGGCCUUGAAAGCGGCACUGGGGCGAAGUCAACUCGCAAAAGGCCCCAAAGUGCACAGGGGGCCCCUCCGGGGGCCCCCAAGAGACGUGGGUGCUAUCGCCGCGGUAUAAUGAAUGGGGGAGAUACAGAGGAGGAGAAAGAAACAACACCUUCUGCAGCAGCAGGUGAUAGUUCUGCUGCUGCUGCAUAUACAGAAGCAGCAAUACCCCCUUCUGCAGCAGCACCAGCAGCUCCUGCUGCUGAUGCUGCUGCUCCUCCUGUUGCAGCAGCUGGUGGGGCAGCUGCGUCCCCAGAGCCCUCCAGGACCCCUGCAGCAGCAGGUGGAGCGGCGGGGGAUGGCGAGUCAGUGUCUGUCCCCGCUGCUGCCUCUGACGGCGUAGGAAGGUGUUUAUUGGGUGGGGUUGUUGGAGGUACGAAUGGUAUUCCUCCUGCUGCUGCUGGUGCGGGGAGCCUGGAAGACCUUCUUAAAGAGAUGAGCCGCCGCGCUGCUGAGGCGAAGCUGCCCCACAAGACGCAGCGGCUGCUGCAGACACCUCAGUUUGUUCUUCGUCUUGCAUUGUUUCAGCAAGCAGUGCACGACGCUGGCUGCUGCACAAUCCCUUCUAUUAGUAAAACCAUCGCGGACGCAGAGAAGACACCCAAUGGGCCGGACAGGAAGACAAUUCACCGCAUGGCUGAUAUUGCAAUUCAGCUGGAGCCCCGCAUCCGCCGUGGCCGGGUAGCGGCUUCAAAGAAUGCAGCAGAGAGGGUAGACGGCCCCUCAGGGGGCUCCCAGGCAUCGGCAGACAUCACUUUCUUCUACUGGGCGGAGACACUCGAUGAAGAGACAGCGGAACAGCGCGUCUCUGCAUUGAUUACCCAAAGGCGUGCCCACGGCUGUCGCGAGGCCAUUCGGCGCAACCAGCUGCUUCUAGAAGGGAAGCUGAAGGAGGCGGGCGAAGAGCUUCGGCUCACUGGUUCUUCUGCGGCUUCCCUUGGGGCUUCGCAGCAGCCUCCAAGCCUCGUUGCGUCUGCAUGCAGCCCCACGUCUCCCCCGUUGCAGGCAGUGUCUGGAGACGUCCCGGAGGAGCAGCGGCAUUCAAAUGAGGGGGCUGAGGGGCCCCAAGGGCAGUCCCUUGUGGGGAAGCAGCUCAAGGGACUAGAAAAGGAGAUCUCCCGUCUGGCGCAGCUAGAAAGCCGCACUGCCAGCAGCCGCGUCACGCAGCCGGGUCCCCCUGCAACUGCUGCUUCUUUGCUGAUGGUAGACAAAACGCUUCCUCGCUCCACGUUUCAAGACAAGUUUGUAUUUAGUCAGAAGCACCUCGCCUUCUACGGCUUUAUCUUUCCCGUUAUGAUACGAGCCAAGUGCUUCCACCAGUUUCUCCUUGUCCUCUCGCUGCAGCUUCUGGGGCCCUCAACAAAUUCCUUAGUAUCCCGCAGAGAGGCUCCCCCUUUAACUGUAUCCACUAUGGUGCGCCGAAUGCCGCUGGAGACAUUCCUUCGCCUGAUUGGGUGCGGCUAUGCGUUACCACUGCUGGAUGAGCACUUGGCGAGGGAGGCGGCGUCUCGCCACCCAAUGCAGAUGCUUCCGGGGCCCCUUUUUCGUUUGCUUGUCUUCUCCAGCCGUCAGCUGCAAGCGUACAGACAGAUGCACCCUAAGGCGCAGCUGCCGCUCUUGGGGCUGGGCAAGAAGAAUGCAGGCACUGCAGUCAGGAAGCUGCUGUCUCUUCUAGGCCGCAUGGGGAUCGUCUCCCAAAUCCAGGCCCAGUCCAGCGAGAGCCCCACCUCGAAGGGGCCCCCUGCAGCCCAUGCAUGGCGCCUUAACGAGGUCAUCAGGCUGCCAGUAUUCUCAAGGACGGCGUCAAAGGAAGGGGAAGAGGGUUCCCCCUCCCCUGCAGCCAGAGAGUUUGAGGGCCUGUCUCACGAGGGAGUGGAGGCAUACUGGCAGCAGCUGCAGCUGCAGGUGUCUCAGUGGGUGCAGGAGGAGCGGCAGAUGACAUGGGCUAUGAGCACCGACCCCCAGCCUUCUCAUUUCUUCUCUCCUCAUUCAGAAGAUAGCGAAGGCGCGCAGCAGUCGGAUAGGGAGGGCUCACAAACAAACGCCAAAACCCCUGAAGAGGCCACUGCCUCCAACCGCUGGCGGGUGCCGCUGCCGGACGCCUUCGCUGUGCGUGAGGCGUUCAACUCCAAGAAUUGGAAGGGACAGGUGGCCUUCACGGCAGCCGCAAGGGCCGCUUUGGAUGCGUUUGCUGCGGAAACGCUGGAGCGACUGCGGGAUGCUGGGGGGGCGGAGUUGGAGGCCCUGAUAUUAAAUGCGUCUUCUCCUCAAAUCGUCGAACUCUCUGCGCGGAUCGGAUACCCCGCAGAUGCGGUGCUGCGUUAUUUGAUUCGUGUCUUUGAAAUAAAGGGCGGCUCGCGCAGCAACCAAACUUUGUUGAUAGGCGGCAGCUUCUGGGAGGGAGAGGAGCGGGUGCAGGGGGGAGAGGAGAGCCCCAAUGGGGCCCCGGGGCCCCCGGGGCCGCCAGCGCAGCUGCUGGCUAGUCAGCUAGCCACCACAGGAGCAGACGCGGUGGCUAGCUCGUCGUCCUCCGGUCUGUCUUCAACCAACUCGCCUCAUCCUCCGUGGCUUGCAGGAACCCCCACAAAAGCGGAGACAGCGGAGAGAGACAGAGGCCCUGGGCUGUUGGUACACCGCACGCGAGAUGUGCGCUUUCAGUGCCACCGGUGCGGCCACUUCUAUUCCUGGGAGAAGUCUUUGAGGCUGCACUAUGAAAGGGCACACCACGAGCCCCUGCCUGACAACGAACUUCUUUAUGUCUUGCCAUGGGAGCGAAAGCGGCGGCUAGAGGACCAGCAGCAGAAGGCGGAGCUCAGCAAAUUUAGACGGAGACGCCGCACUAUAGCGGCGGCUGCAGACAGGGAGUCCUCAAUGGAGCCGCAGCAGCAACGGCAGCAGCAGCAGCAGCAAGAUCAGCUGCUGCUACUAAGUCCCCCGUCUGAAGAGGCCUUGAGGGCCCGCGAGCGCUUUGCGGGGCGGCUGUUAGUCCGGGGUGCUGUGAAGGCCGUUGACGUUCCAGCCAGCAGCUUCUUGUUGCGAGCAACAAGAGAGGAGGAGGCGGUUCUUUCUUCAAUGGGUCGCGAGGAUGAGAUUGCUCUUAUAGGGGCAGCUGUCGUCGCGGAGAGGCUCUGGGUCGCGGCCUACAGCCCGCAUCAUAAAUCAGGGGGCCCCGAGGGCCUCCUUGGUAAGGAGGAGAACCGCAGCGGGGGGCCCCUCGCUGAGGCCUGGCUGUUCCCAUCCAGCUCCCAGUCUCUGCCUCCAGAAGAGCAUCUGAUCUGGCAGAUAUUGGGGGGUCUUUGCAUGCCCCCUCUAACGCCUUCGAGUGCGCGUUUAUUUUUGGGUUUUGUUUUGAGUCGCCGGUCCCUGAACUCCCGCAUUUUCAGCAGUUUCCGGCGCCUCGAUGCUGCAGCACUCCGCCAUUUUGUGCUGGAGGGCCGCAUCCCCUCUGCCUUAGAGCUGCGCCUGCAUAGUGUGUACAGGGCAGAGGGUGCAGCGGCAGUAAGGAAGUCUCUGGUGUCUCGACCGCUGAGCUGUCCCCGUGUCCUGAUGGCGCGCAAUAUGUUAAAGGCUGUUGUCCUCACGCCUUUGCCGUUCUACAGACCUGCAGUGCAGUUGGCUGCCCUCCGCGAGCUGCGGCCUUUGGAGCUCACGGGCCUUUGGAGAGCUUGGCAGCGGAGAGGCUGGGUCACUGUCUUCAAGCCCCCAGCAGCAGCUGCUGCUGCUGCUGGUAGUGGUAGUGGUGCUGCCGCUGCGCUGCCUUCCAGGGAAAAGAAAGAAAUGGCAGUAACAGAGGCAGCAGGGAGACAACAGCACUUGUACAAGAGGCCAGAGAUCGCUACAGCGUUGGAGGCGAAGUGCCGUCGUCCGUUUGUCCUUAGCAGCUCCGCGCGUCUCUCCCUCUUUGGCCGCCUGUGGGACUACCGGACCCUUUCUGCUUUGCUCUCCUCAGCCCUUGAGCUCACACCCCGCAGUGUGGAGGGCCCCCCUGAGGGGCCCCCGGAGGGGCUCCCCGAGACGAUAGCCGUAGACGGGCUGGACAGGGAAGGGGCCUUGCAAGAGAGGAGCCCCCCAACCCCGGCGGGCUGUUCCAAUGUGCAUGGAGUCCCACACCCUUGGAAGGACUCCGGGGGAGACGACCCCCCGCAUGAGCUGCUGCUGGCCGAGCUGGGUGUGGAGGAGGGGCAGCAGUUGGAGGAGACAGAAGGAGGGAAUGCAUGCACGGAGACAAACGAUGGCGACUUACAGUUGCUGCAGCUGCUCGAGAAUUCGCGGCUGCAGCAGCCGUCCGCUUUGGAGUGUCUGGCCAUCCCGGAGCUGCUUGAGCCGGGCGUUUCCUCUUCCGGUGAAUGUGGAGAGAGACAGGGAAAUAGCAUGAAAGAAGACACGACAGUUGCAGUUGUAGGGAGGACGAAACUGUCUCUGACAUCGGAGGUGGCGGGCUGCGAAGCACUCGCUGCUCUUGAAGGCUUGGCCCGAGGGCGGCUGUGGCUGUCUCCUUUCUGGGGUAAGGAGGGCCGCCUCCCUGACUCAACAGAGGCAGCAGCAGACGCUGAGCUACUGAAGUUGCUGGAGGAUGAAGACGCUCUGGAGGGGGGCGCUGAGGGGGAGGGCUUGUGGAACAACGUUCCUGAGUGGCUGAGCGCGUUGUCUUUGGGUCGGGGAGAAGAAGGAGGAGAUUUGUUAGGAGACAGCAGGCCGAUGAGGAGACCGACGGAGGGUGGCAUUGAGACGCACAUCACCGCGCAUGCGGCAGGGGUCCCGGAGAUUACUGCAAUCACCUGCUCUGUCUUGGGCCCCCCUCUGCCGCGUCGCCAGCGAAAGACGAAGGCCCUUGAAGGAGGGGAGGCUUCUUUCUGCAACAACGCAAAUCCCAAAGAGGCAACAGGGGCCUCCGAUAGGCAGGUCGAUGCGCCGGGAUCCGCUCCCGAAAUUGGGGGCCUAUGCGGGGAGCUGCGGCGUGCGUUCGAUCGCCAUUGCUGCUGCCCACCAGCAACGGCGUGGGCCCCCAUUGUUGAGGGAGGAGGGGGCCCCAGGGUGCAAGCACUGGGAGUACAUGAGCAUGCAGGAGGAGAUGACAGUCGCGCAGCAGCAAUGAGAAAGGCAGCGGAGGUGGAGGUGCCCCCCGCGAGCCACCUCGCAGAUGGCCUCUUUGGUGCUGCAGGAGAGCUGGAUGCCUUUGACCCUUCUUUGCUGCCUCCUGUUCUGAGCGACCGCACUGCGAGUGCGGCGACUUCCUUUGGGCUUGGAGAGGCGACUAGGCAACAGCGAGAGACAGAGACGGAGACGGAGACAGAGAUGGAGACGGAGGGGGAGACAGACCCCAAGGCCUCAGCAGCCCUCAGACAGUGGCGUUUCAAACCCGGACUCCCCAGCGGCUUCCCGGUGUCUCUGCCCACGUAUGCUGACGACUACAGACAGAAUUGGCGCUUUGCUGCAAGGGCUGUCGAGGCAUUUGCCCCUCCUGGCUGUCUCUGUAGCGCAGCGUGCGGAGGCCUACAUGAGCCCAAGGCAAUAACAGACAACCCCAGCUACACAAGUGCUGCUCCGCUCGCCGCCAUCUGCUCUCCCGUUGCCCCCAACGCGGCCUUCGCCAAAGACAGGCCCCUCGACCAGGGGGCCACAGAUGCUGCACGGGAGGAGAGACAGGGGGAGGAGGGGCCCCUGAGCAUCCUUUCAUACUACUUACAAGGCUUCGCGGAGGCCCCUGCUGCUAAGGAGUGCAGCAACAGCAGCAGCAGUUCGUGUUGCAGCGAGCUACCUGUCUCCUUACUUCAGGUUUUGCAGAAAACGGCGUGCGUUGCUCUUAGAGUUCAGCGGCAGGCGGUCUUGCCGCUGCUGCCAACACCGCCCCAGCCUCAGGCCGCUCGGAGAGUGGAGGAGGUAACACAGCAAGAGCUUGCUUCGAGUGCAACUGUUAUUGCUGCUGCUGCUGCUGGAGGCAGCAUUCCUGCAGCAGCUCUGCAAAGAGGAAAGGAAACGCAUGCAGACGUUGUGGUGUGCGUGUCUCUCGCUGUGUGCCCUGCGUGGCUGUUGAGUCGCGUGCUUGCGGCGAAGGCGGACGGCGUGGCGGUGCCUGUAUUGUUGCUGGACCUCGCAGGAGAGACGGAGACAGCUGCAGCAGCAGCAGAAGCAGCAGCAACAGAUGAGCAUAACAUGGCUCAGACAGGCUCUGGCCCUGGAUACCCUUCAGCCAGCUGCCGUGGAGACACCCCAUUUGGCGGCCUGCAAGCAGUAGCGUGUCUCUCUUUCAAGCUUGCUGCAAGCAAGCUGGCCCUCAGAGGCAGUGGAGGAGAGACCAUUUGGUCCCCUCUUCAUCCUCAGGCAGAACAGAAGAGAGGGGGCCGUCUGCCUACUCCCAUGAUAGCUGGGGAGCACCUGGGGAGCUGCUGCGAGGACUGCUGGGUUGCUGCAUGCGGCAGUCAGUUGUUUUUGGUGUGUGUCGCUCUGCUGUGCUACCUGCGCCUGGUGGUGCCGGUUCCUGCAGGAGACAGUUGGCGGCUUGUUGCUGCUGCUGAGGCAGCCCCUCGCUUUUGCCUGAAAGAGCAGCAGGUUGUCCGCGACCCUCUGGCUGCUCGCUGGGCCUCUCACAACAAGUGUUGUUUGCCUGUCUCUGCUAUCGAAGAGAGGCGGCCACAGGCAGAAGCAGCAGAUUCGCAGCUUGUCGCAGUGGAUGUGGCAGGCGACAAGCAAAAAGAAGGGGAACCCUCAUUGGAACAAGGAAACACGAAACAGACGAAUCGCCGCCCUGGAAUGGUGCCCAGGGCCAUAUGGACAGCGUGGGGACCUUCAGAGGUCCGCAGCCAGCAGCAGCAGCAACAGCAGCAUCACCAGCAGCAAAAGCCGUUGGAGGGGGAGGUGAAUCUGGCUUUGCAUGGUACGACUGCCACUGCAAAUGGGGCUGUAUGCGUUUCGAGUCCCCUGACUGCCGCUUCAUCUUUUGCUGGGAGUUCGGAGGAGGAGAGUUUAAAAGCCUUUCGAGCGCACGCUGAUGUCGCCAUUUCCUUCUUCAGUGCGCUGUUGACCUGGGAGGAAAACCCCUCAGGCCUGGGUUCCUCUUUGGGAACGCAGCAGAUAGAGAGGGGCCCUCUCUCCUCUGCAGCUCCACGAGCCCCCUUCAAGCCAAUGAGACUGGCGAGCGAAUGGCUGCCAGCUUGUGCUUGGGUACGGCUAGAUGGCCGUUUGCACGCUUCCCUCGUGCAGCUGCUCUGUCUGCGGCUGUGGAUGCUGCUGACGCAAAGGCCAGGCAGCACGGCGCAGCAGCUGCAGGGGAUGUUGUGUCUGCUAGAUGACUGUGAGGUGCAGUUCCUCCUUCACGCUCUUGUCGAGGAAGGAGUUAUCACAGCCUCUCUCCUAUGGGGGCCCUCCGCAGCCGCCACUUGUGGCAACGCUGGGAGGGCUCGUUCGGGGGGGGCCCCAAAUAGGACCUGUCUAGACACUGUGGGCGCAGAAGACAAUGAAAGAGCGCUGCCAACGCAUGCAGCAAAACACAGCGGGGGCCCCAAGAGAGCCGAUUGCUGCAGAUCGGGAACACGCGGGCUGUCUAUGGCCAAGCACAUUCUGAACGUGCAGGCCAUAUACUUGCCCAACACAGCGGCAGAAGUCCUGCCCAAGUUCCAGCCCCUUUUGCUGCCGAGACUUGCGCGUUGCAGCUGCGGCUGCUCUGUGCUGCUUUGA
Eimeria acervulina is the source of this 9774-nucleotide messenger RNA. RefSeq lists its product as hypothetical. The coding region runs from base 1 to 9774 and encodes 3257 amino acids. The record is from RefSeq and is a predicted model, not a curated record. Gene Ontology annotation, molecular function: DNA binding. NCBI's taxonomy places the organism in Eukaryota, Apicomplexa, Conoidasida, Eucoccidiorida, Eimeriidae. Gene Ontology annotation, biological process: 5S class rRNA transcription by RNA polymerase III; transcription initiation at RNA polymerase III promoter. The transcript is spliced from 29 exons. Gene Ontology annotation, cellular component: transcription factor TFIIIC complex.